Arachis stenosperma is the source of this 981-nucleotide messenger RNA. RefSeq lists its product as uncharacterized. Gene Ontology annotation, molecular function: zinc ion binding; nucleic acid binding. NCBI's taxonomy places the organism in Eukaryota, Viridiplantae, Streptophyta, Magnoliopsida, Fabales, Fabaceae. The transcript is spliced from 2 exons. The record is from RefSeq and is a predicted model, not a curated record. The coding region runs from base 1 to 981 and encodes 326 amino acids.
AUGAGACCACGGAGACGGAGUGCGCGGGAAGGAACCCCUAGUGAUAACCGAGAGAGAGAACAGGAAACCUUUAUGGCUACGAUGAACAUUGUAGCUGAGGUAGUGCGUGAGGUUGCGAUGGCUGCUGCUAGGGCUGUUGAGCAUCUCGGAGUGAGAAAUGAAAACCGAAAUGAAAACGGUGAGGAUAAUGGAAACAACGAGGCUGAUUCAACGCAUCUUGAUAAACCCAUGACCCUUGCUACUUUUUUGAAAGUAAAUCCACCCAAGUUCAAAGGUACACUCGUUGCGACUGAUGCUGACAACUGGUUCCGAGGUAUCAAGCGAUCACUACGAGCACAGCAUGUUCCGGAAGGUCAACACGUGGAGUUCGCUACUUAUAUGCUGGAAGGAGAAGCUGAGCAUUGGUGGCAGGGGAUACAGCAACUGUUGCAACAAGAUGAAGAAUAUGCCCGUAAGUUUGAUGACUUGUGCCGUUUCUCCAAGAUUUGUCAACGAAAUCCUACUGACUUUGAAGAAUGGAAGUGUUUGAAGUUCGAAGGGGGCCUUCGUGAGGAUCUGAUGAGUUCAGUAUUUCCAUUAGAGAUACGAAAUUUUGCUGAACUGGUGAAUAAAAGUAAACUAGUGGAAGAACGUUCGAAAAAGGUGGCGAUAGCUCGAGCAGAUCGUAGGGAAGCCUUAGGAAGAGACUUUAUUCAAUAUCUAGCCCCUCAAGGUCGUAACUUUAAGUUCAAUGGUCAGUUUGAUUGCCAAAAUGGGAAUCAACGAAAUGGUAACUUUCUCGCUCGUAACAAUGGCAACUACGAUAACAAUAAUCUGGGAGAGGAAGAAGGAGGUCAAUCUCAGCAAACUCAGGAUAUUUCAGUAUGCUCAAGGUGUGGGAAGGAUCAUGGUAAUAGAGCUUGUAGAUAUGGGACACACACUUGUUUCUCUUGCGGAGAGUAUGGACAUAUAUCGAGGAAUUGCCCAAAAAGGUUUGUUUGA